AUGAGGAUUACGGAUGUGGACAGAGUACCGCGGGUGAAAAUUACGGAUGUGGACAGCAUACCGCGGAGAAAUACGGAUGUGGCCGCGUACCGCGGAGAACUUCGAAUGUCGACUGCGUUCCGCGGAGGAAUAAGGAUGUUGCCACGUACCACGGAGGACUAUGGAUGUGGACAGCUGAUGGACAUGUUUAAUAAGCACCCGGGAAUUCCAGGUUUAUUUGUCGCCGCUCUGUCAUGCGCUGCGUUAAGUACACUGUCGUCAUUUGUAAGCAGCCUCUCAGCAAUUGUGUACGAGGACAUUAUUAAAGUAAACAAACCUAAUAUUGGAGACAGGACAGCGGCUAAACUGUCACGUUUUCUGACGUUUGCGUUCGGAGCAGUGGCCUUAGGCACGACGUUUCUGAUUUCUGUGUUACCGGGAACAGUUAUCUCCCUUUUCCAGAGCCUGAUGGGAUGUCUAGACGGGCCGACUUGUGCAAUAUUUAUUCUGGCAGUUGGAUUUAAGCGAGCAACCACGAAAGGCAUACUGGUCGGCACAUUUUGUGGAAUCGCUCUUACGUUCUGGAUUAAUUUAGGAAAGCUCUUCGGUGAUUUACCUCCGAACCCCACCCUCCCCGCCGGGCCCACACACAACUGUGACUUAUACUUCACAAGUAAUCAAACAACAUUAGAGUACUCGAACUUCGAGACAACGAGCAGCCCAGUUGUUAAUGCUACAACUACAGUUGUCGUUGAGAGCGAACUUACAGUUUUGGAACAAAUCUACAAUAUAUCUUACAUGCUUAUAUCUCUGGUUGGGUUUACGGUCACAAUUAUUGUGGGAAUCAUUGUCAGUUUGCUGACCACACCUCCAGAAAAGGUAGACGAGAGAUGUAUAUUUUCAUUCCGUAAACAUAUCGUUGAAGAAUUGUUUGGUAAGGACGCUACAGCACCAAGUGAUCUCACUGAUGAAGAGAUGAAAUUCCUACGUAGACCCACACCAUGA
This is a messenger RNA of Mya arenaria, 984 nucleotides long. RefSeq names its product sodium-dependent multivitamin transporter-like. Gene Ontology annotation, cellular component: membrane. Gene Ontology annotation, biological process: transmembrane transport; sodium ion transport. Bases 1 to 984 code for a protein of 327 amino acids. The transcript is spliced from 2 exons. The record is from RefSeq and is a predicted model, not a curated record. Lineage: Eukaryota; Metazoa; Mollusca; Bivalvia; Myida; Myidae. Gene Ontology annotation, molecular function: symporter activity.